CUGAGGCUUUGAGCGGCAGCUGGGGCGGCAGCUGGGGCGGCAGGUGAGGCGGCUUCUCUGUUCCCUGGCGGUGUCUGUGUGUCCACCUGGUGCCAGGUGCUCAGACCCGAGGGCAGGGGAGGGCGCUGGGCGUCACGGUAGCCCCGGGCGGGGCUCAGCUGCCGGAGGGCUCUCAGGACGGGCUCUGGACGCGGGUCCCAGCCUCGACUUUCCUCGAGUCUGCUCCCAGCCAGGCCCGGGCCUGCAGGAGUCCCUGCGGGGCCCAGCUGGGCCUGGAUGGAGCUUCUCCCGCUGCCGUCUCAGCCCUCACUGUUCCUGCUGCUGCUGCCGCCGCUGCUGGCCACGGGGUCCUGGCAGUGCCCGCACACCUCCUUCGCCGCCUUGCGCGAUUUUGACGUGGAGUACGAGGUGCCCAGCUUCUUGGCCGGAGCUCCGGUGCAGGCCAUAACGACCUACGAGGGCGGCGAGGACGGGAGUGCCGUGUUCGUGGCUACACGCAAUCGCCUGUACGUGCUUGGGCCUGGCCUGCAGCCAGUAGAGAGCCUGGCCACGGGCCCUGUUGGGGACCCUGGCUGCCAGACAUGCGCAGCCUGUGGCCCGAGCCCCCACGGCCCACAGGAAGACACAGAUGCACAGGUGCUGGUACUGGAGCCCGCGCUGCCCGCCCUGGUCAGCUGCGGCUCGAGCCUGCAUGGCCGCUGCUUCCUGCACGAGCUUCAGCCCGGAGGGACAGCCUUGCACCUGGCACCGCCAGUCUGCCUCUUCUCCGCCCACCACAACCGACCUGAGGAGUGCCCUGACUGUGUGGCCAGCCCUCUGGGCACCGUCGUGACCGUGGUUGAGCAGGGCCAUGCCUCCUACUUCUACGCGGCAUCCUCGCUGGACGAGUCGGUGGGCGCGAGCUUCAGCCCCCGCUCAGUGUCCAUCCGGCGCCUCAAGGCCGAUGCCUCAGGAUUCGCACCCGGCUUUGCAGCACUGUCAGUGCUGCCCCAGCAUCUGGCUUCCUACCCUAUCGAGUACGUGUACAGCUUCCGCGCCGGGGACUUUGUCUAUUUCCUGACCGUGCAGCGGGUCAGCGAGACAGCCCCCCCGGGCGCCUUGCACACGCGCCUGGCACGGCUCAGCGCUGCUGAGCCCGACCUGGACGACUACCGUGAGCUGGUCCUCGACUGCCGAUUUGCGCCCAAACGCCGGCGCCGCAGGGCCUCUGAGGGAGGACAGCCCUACCCGGUGCUGAGAGCCGCCCACACCGCUCCCGUGGGCAGCCGGUUGGCCACGGAGCUGAGCAUCACCGAGGGCCAGGAAGUUCUCUUCGGAGUCUUCACGGCUCAGAGCGACAGCAGCCCCGGUGUGAGUCCCAACUCUGUCGUCUGUGCCUUUCCCAUCGACCUGGUGGACACUCUCAUCGAGCAGGGUGUGAAGCGCUGCUGUGAGUCUCCUGUCCUCCACGGCCUGCAGCGAGGCCUCAACUUCUUCCAGUCGCCCAGUUUUUGCCCCAACCCGCCUCACCUGUCCCUGAGUCAUGCUGAAAACACCUGGAUGGCUUCCAGCGAAGGCCAGGCCCCUUUCACCGCCUCAAGUGAGGACCGAGUCCCAGUUCCCACCCACCCAGGCUACAGACGAAGAGUGUGUAGAGUUUCUGCGCCCAGCUCUGCACCCCCAGGGCUCCUGAUCAGCACCGAGCCUGGCCUGGAGGCCCCCAGCCACAACACCAGCUGCCAUCACUUCCCUCUGCUGGUCAGCGGCAGCCUAUUACGUGUGGACCUCUUCAACGGGCUGCUAGGACCAGUGCAGGUCACUGCACUGCACGUGACACGCCUCGACAAUGUCACAGUGGCCCACAUGGGCACAGCCGAUGGGCGCAUCCUACAGGUGGAACUGGCCAGAUCUCUCAACUACUUGCUGUAUGUGUCCAAUUUCUCACUGGGCAGCAAUGGGCAGCCCACGCAACGGGAUGUCAGUCGCCUUGGAGACCACCUGUUCUUUGCCUCUGGGGACCAGGUCUUCCAGGUACCUAUCCAGGGCCCUGGCUGCCGCCACUUCCUCACCUGUGGGAGUUGUCUGCGGGCACAGCGUUUCAUGGGCUGUGGCUGGUGUGGAGACAUGUGUGGCCGGCAGAAGGAGUGUCCUGGCUCCUGGCAACAGGAUCAUUGCCCACCUGAGCUUACUGAGUUCUACCCGCAGAGUGGACCCCGAAGGGGCAGCACAAGGCUGACCCUGUGCGGCUCUAACUUCUACCUGAACCCUGCUCCUCUGGUGCGUGAGGGCACCCAUCAAGUCACCGUGGGCCAAAGUCCCUGCCGAUUGGACAGUUCAAACCUCAGACCCGUGCCCCGGAAAAACCUUGUAGAGGAGCUUGAGUGUGAGGUGGAGCCCUCGGACAUGCAGCCAGCUGGACCAGCCAAUAUCAGCCUCACCGUGACCAACAUGCCCCCAGGCAAGCACUUCCGGAUAGAUGGCACCUCCAUGCUACAAGGCUUCUCUUUCAUGGAGCCAGUGCUGACAGCAGUAAAACCCCUCUUUGGCCCACGGGCAGGGGGCACCCGCCUCACCCUUGAAGGCAAGGGCCUGUCUCUAGGCACCAGCCAGGCUGUGCUGGUCAAUGGGACUGAGUGCCCACUGGAACGGGUCAUCGAGGGGCAGCUUUUAUGCACCACGCCCCCUGGGGCGGCUACGGCCAGCGUUCCCAUUCACCUGCAGGUGGGGGGCGCUGUGGUGCCUGGCUCCUGGAACUUCCACUACCGGGAAGACCCUGUUGUGCUGGGCAUCAGCCCCAACUGUGGCUACAUUGGCUCCCACGUCACCAUCCGUGGCCAGCAUCUGACUUCGGCGUGGCGCCUAGUGCUGUCAUUCCAUGAUGGGCUUAGGGCAGUGGAAAACAGGCAGUGUGAGGGGCAGCUCCCGGAGCAGUACUCGUGCCACCUGCCCGAAUAUGUGGUCCGAAGCCCCCAGGGGUGGGUGACGGGGAACCUGAGCGCCCGGGGGGAUGGAGCUGCUGGCUUCACGCUGCCAGGCUUUCGCUUCCUGCCCCCACCACAUCCACCCAGCAUUGACCUGGCUCCACUGAAGCCUGAGGAGCAUGCCAUUAAGUUUGAGUAUAUUGGGCUGGGCGCGGUGGCUGAUUGUGUGGAUGUGAACGUGACCAUGGAUGGUAAGAGCUGCCAGCAUGAGCUCCGGGGAGAUGUGGUCAUCUGCCCCCUGCCCCCCUCCCUGCAACUCGACAAGGACGGUGUCCCCCUGCAGGUCUGCGUGGAUGAUGAAUGUCACAUCCUGGGCAGGGUGGUACGGCCGGGCCCGGAGGGGGUCCCCCAGGGGCUACUCCUCGGUCUCCUGCUGGCCCUGCUCCUGCUUGUGGCUGUGCUGGCCGCUGCGCUGAUCUUCAGCUACUGGCGGAGGAAACAGCUAGGCCUUGGCGGUCUGCCCACACCCCCUGGGUACAGGGCAGCCUCUAGGAGUUUGGAGAGGCUGGCCACCAAGGGCUGUCUUUCCACAGUCCUCUCUCUAAACCCAGGCGACCUGGUGUCCUUGGACUGGAGGGCCGGAGCCGUGCCCUUGCCUGUGCUCCGCUUGGGCUCUGACUACAGAAAUGGCCUUGCAGCCCCUGACGCCGAUGGUCCGGAUGGUCCGGAUUCCACCACCCGGGACUACAAAGCGUCCUCCGCAGACAGUGGGGAUGGGUCCUGCGUCCCACUGCUGCGGACAGCGUCCAUCCAGCUUGGGGACUUGGACUCUGCGCUCCUGGCCGAAGUCAAGGAUGUGCUGAUCCCCCAUGAGCGGGUGGUCACCCACAGUGACCGAGUCAUUGGCAAAGGCCACUUUGGAGUUGUCUAUCAUGGAGAAUACAUAGACAAGGACCAGAAUCGAAUCCACUGUGCCAUAAAGUCGCUGAGUCGCAUCACGGAGGUGCAGGAGGUAGAGGCCUUCCUGCGCGAGGGGCUGCUCAUGCGCGGUCUGCACCACCGAAACGUGCUGGCUCUCAUCGGUAUCGUGCUGCCACCAGAAGGGCUGCCCCGUGUGCUACUUCCCUACAUGCGCCAUGGAGACCUGCUUCAGUUCAUCCGCUCUCCCCAGCGGAAUCCCACAGUGAAGGACCUCAUCAGCUUUGGCCUUCAGGUAGCCCGCGGCAUGGAGUACCUGGCAGAGCAGAAGUUUGUGCAUAGGGACUUGGCUGCUCGGAACUGCAUGCUGGACGAGUCAUUCACUGUCAAGGUGGCUGACUUUGGCCUGGCCCGCGACAUCCUGGACAAGGAGUACUACAGCGUUCGACAGCACCACCAUGCUCGCCUCCCUGUCAAAUGGAUGGCGCUGGAGAGCCUGCAGACCUACAGAUUCACCACCAAGUCUGACGUGUGGUCGUUUGGUGUGCUGCUAUGGGAGCUGCUGACACGGGGCGCCCCACCAUACCCCCACAUUGACCCUUUCGACCUCACUCAAUUCCUGGCCCAGGGUCGGCGCCUGCCCCAGCCUGAGUAUUGCCCCAAUUCUCUGUAUGCUGUGAUGCAUCGCUGCUGGGCCUCGGACCCGGCGGUGAGACCCACCUUCGCGGUGCUGGUGGAGGAAGUGGAGCACGUGGUGGCCAGGCUGCUCGGGGACCACUACGUGCAGCUGCCUGCAGCCUACGUGAACGUGGGCCCUGGUGCCUCGGAUGAGGCCAGCAAGCCCCUGGGGCAGUCGCAGACCACGCCUGUGCACAGGAGCAUGGGUCGGCCCCGGCCUCUCUCAGAGCCAUCACAGCCCACGUGACCCCAGCCCUAGGCAGGCCCCAGGGACCGGCCCUGCCUAGCAGCCAGGGAGUUCGUCCCAACCUGCCUCUGGGCCCUGCCAGGCCUGGGGCAGCCCAAGCUGGCCUCUGUCCUGUCUCUGCCCCUGAACCUUCAGGGGCGACCCGAGGGAGCAGGGCCUCUUGGCCCCUCACUCCACAGAGGGAGCAGUGGGGUGAUCCUCGAUGCAAUGAGUGUUUAUGGGGUAUCCGGUGUGUGCCCGACCUGCUGGGCACAGGAGACUCAACAGUGACCGCACAGGCACUGGCCCUUGAACUAGUAAAUGAACAAACGGA
Molecule: messenger RNA, 5056 nt
Organism: Mirounga angustirostris (Northern elephant seal)
Lineage: Eukaryota; Metazoa; Chordata; Mammalia; Carnivora; Phocidae
Gene: MST1R
Product: macrophage stimulating 1 receptor
Exons: 21
Coding region: 277-4743 (1488 amino acids)
Biological process (GO): protein phosphorylation; cell surface receptor protein tyrosine kinase signaling pathway; positive regulation of kinase activity
Cellular component (GO): plasma membrane; basal plasma membrane; semaphorin receptor complex
Molecular function (GO): semaphorin receptor activity; ATP binding; hepatocyte growth factor receptor activity
Source: RefSeq, a predicted model, not a curated record